ACAAUAUGAUAUCAAGCAAAAAUUUUCCCGCUUAAAGUUCUAUAUAUAUUUAGUAUUUAACAACAUACAUAAAUAUAUUAGUAAAUAUGAUAGAUCUACUAUGCUUAGAAAUAUUUGCUAAUCAUAAAAAAGUAUAGAAAAGGAUCACUUUUGUAAACUAAACAAAAAAAAUAACUCUAGUUUAAUUGUUUUAUUCUAUUAAAGUUAAAGGAAUAUAUUGUUAUUCGUUUAGUAAUUCAAAUCAUGGAUGAUAUGGACGUGGACAAUUCAUCACAAAAAGUUAAUUCUAAUGUUGAUGUCAUUGAUCCUAUGGAAGGCUCAUCAAAUACAAAUGGAAUGUCAGUUCAUGAUAUAUCACUAACUAGUACAAUAAAAAGUGAUUUGAAUACUCCAUGGAUUGAAAAGUAUCGACCUAAAACAUUCAUGGACAUAGUGGGAAAUGAAGAAACUGUGUUGCGUUUAGAGAAGUUUUCAACUUGUGGAAAUGUUCCAAACAUCAUCAUUGCUGGUCCUCCAGGUGUAGGUAAAACUACAACUAUUCUAGCUUUAGCUAGAAUACUAUUAGGUAGUUCAUUUAAAGAAGCUGUACUUGAAUUAAAUGCAUCAAAUGAUCGUGGUAUAGAUACUGUAAGAAAUAAAAUUAAAAUGUUUGCCCAGCAAAAAGUAACAUUACCACCAGGAAGACACAAAAUAAUUAUUUUAGAUGAAGCUGAUAGUAUGACUGAUGGAGCUCAACAAGCUCUUAGACGUACAAUGGAAUUAUGGAGUAAUACAACAAGGUUUGCGCUUGCUUGCAACAACAGUGAUAAAAUAAUUGAAGCUAUUCAAUCUCGUUGUGCUAUGUUACGGUAUGGAAAACUUUCUGACCAAGAAGUGAUGACUCAAUUAGUUAAAAUUUGCAAAGCAGAAGAGGUUUCAUAUAGUGCAGAUGGCUUGGAAGCAGUUGUAUUUACAGCUCAAGGAGAUAUGCGACAAGCAUUAAAUAAUUUACAAUCGACAUGGAAUGGAUUUAGACAUGUUGAUAGUGCUAAUGUUUUUAAGGUAUGCGAUGAACCACAUCCUCUACUAGUCAAAGAAAUGUUACUUGAAUGUGUAGAUCAAAAUAUUUCUAAAGCAUAUAAGAUCAUGGCUCAUUUAUGGAGAUUAGGCUAUGCCCCAGAAGAUAUUAUUACAAAUAUUUUUAGAGUUGCCAAACAUUUAGAAAUUAAAGAGUCAUUAAAAUUAAAGUUUGUUCAGGAAAUUGGUAUGGUGCAUGUAAGAAUAGUAGAAGGAAUGAAUUCAUUAUUACAACUGUCUGGAUUAUUGGCAAAAUUAUGCAGGGUAGCUUCAAAAUGUGAAAAAUAAAAGUUGUUGAAAAAUCAUCAUUUUUUGUUUUUUUAAUUAUUAUUAAUUAUAACUUUUUACUAUUA
This is a messenger RNA of Daktulosphaira vitifoliae (grape phylloxera), 1409 nucleotides long. RefSeq names its product replication factor C subunit 2 (gene RfC4). The record is from RefSeq and is a predicted model, not a curated record. The transcript has 7 exons. Gene Ontology annotation, molecular function: DNA binding; ATP hydrolysis activity; ATP binding. NCBI's taxonomy places the organism in Eukaryota, Metazoa, Arthropoda, Insecta, Hemiptera, Phylloxeridae. Gene Ontology annotation, cellular component: DNA replication factor C complex; nucleus. Gene Ontology annotation, biological process: DNA repair; DNA-templated DNA replication. Bases 244 to 1344 code for a protein of 366 amino acids.